Messenger RNA from Prunus mume (Japanese apricot), 1452 nucleotides. Lineage: Eukaryota; Viridiplantae; Streptophyta; Magnoliopsida; Rosales; Rosaceae. The record is from RefSeq and is a predicted model, not a curated record.
AUGAGCUCGCUCUGUGGUCACUUCGAGGGCUCCGGUGUUCCUCCUCCAAAAUUUGCCUUUGUGAAGGAAGAAGUAGCCACUUCUGAGGUUACGGCUGCCUACAAGAACUGGCUUAAGCUUGACAAAGCGCUUCUCAGUCUCCUAAUUGCAACUCUGUCUAAUGACGCGAUCGAGUACGUUAUCGAAAGCAAAACCGCUCGUGAUGCUUGGCUCAGUCUUACCGAUCGAUAUGCUACUGUCUCUCGAGCUCGUCUCAAUUUUCUCAAAACAGAGCUUCAGACUGCACAGAAAGGGGCAGAUUCCAUUGAAAAGUUUCUGCUUCGUCUUAAGCAUGUGCGUGAUCAGCUUGCACUUGCUGGUGUGUCCAUUUCUGAUGAUGACCUUAUGAUUUCAGUCUUGAACGGUUUACCUUCCGAUUAUGAUAUGAUUAGAACUGUGCUUGUUGCUCGUGAGACACCUGUUUCUCUCAAGGAUUUUCGUACGCAGCUCCUUGCUGCUGAACAGGCUGCUGAGUCACGUCCUUCCUCUCUUAUUUCUCCUAUGACGGCAAUGAUUGGCCAUAGUUCAUCGAUGUCUCCAACUCCAGGGGCUGGUAUUCUUCCUACACCGCCUUCUGUUUCUACUCCCUCCGGUUUUCAGGCUACCCCUUCUCCAGCCUAUGGGCCUUCUUCUCAGAAUUUUGGUCGUGGGAGGUUUCCUAAUCAUCGUCCUACCAAUCGUGGUGGUUAUUUUGCUCCGAGGCCAUCCGGUGGUUUUCCUAGGUCUGGUAUCACACCUGAAUGUCAAAUCUGCUCUAAGCGUGGUCAUACUGCUGUGAAUUUCUUUUAUCGCAACCCUUCCUCUACAUCAUCUCCUUCCUCUUCUGUGGUGGAGUGCCAGAUUUGUGGCAAACGUGGCCAUGGUGCUCUUGAUUGUUAUCAUCGCUCAAAUUAUGUCUAUCAAGGCUCUCCUCCACCACCUACUCUCAAUGCUAUGACUGCUCAAGUCUCCUAUGCUCCUGAGACUCUGUGGAUUGCAGACAAUGGUGCUAGCCAUCAUAUGGUGUCAAAUGUCAAUACUUUGGAGUCUGCUCAGCCUUGUGCUUCUGAGAAUAGAGUAACAGUUGGCAAUGGGGAAGGUUUGCCUGUUGCUCAUAUUGGUCAUGCCUCCGUUUCUAGUUCCUCUUCUGUUUUACACAUGUCUAAUGUGUUCCAUGUCCCUAAACUCACUGCUAAUUUGAUGUCUGUGCAUCAGCUUUGUAAGGAGAACAAUUGCUCUAUGAUAUUUGAUCAGUUUGGGUUUUCUAUACAGGACAAGGUCACCAAACAGGUGCUGCUCACAGGGAGGAGUCAUAGUGGCCUCUAUCUGAUUCCUGGUGUGCUGCUUUCUCCUUACCUCCUAAUAAAGCUGCUUCUCAUGAAGUGGCUUAUCUUGGACAACAGGUCAAGUUCUCCUUGUGGCACAGUAGGUUAG